Bufo bufo (common toad) is the source of this 2000-nucleotide messenger RNA. RefSeq names its product dachshund family transcription factor 2 (gene DACH2). The record is from RefSeq and is a predicted model, not a curated record. The transcript is spliced from 13 exons. Lineage: Eukaryota; Metazoa; Chordata; Amphibia; Anura; Bufonidae. The coding region runs from base 46 to 1845 and encodes 599 amino acids.
GCGGUGGCGGCUGCAGCUUCUUCUCCUCCGGGCGGGAGCCUGAGCAUGGCCGUGUCCGCGCCUCCUCCUCCAGUGCUGAGUCCGGCGGAGUCUCCACGGCCACUGCUGAGCGGGUACAGCCCGGGGCCCGGGGCGGGCGGCAGUGAGUGCCGGAUGGUGGAGGUGCACGGGGUGCGGGUGGCGUCCUUCGUGCUGGACGGGCAGGAGCUGAUCUGUCUGCCGCAGGUGUUCGAGCUCUUCCUGAAGCACCUGGUGGGCGGGCUGCACACCGUCUACACCAAGCUGAAGCGGCUGGACAUCACCCCGGUGGUGUGCACGGUGGAGCAGGUGCGGGUCCUGCGGGGGCUGGGGGCCAUCCAGCCGGGGGUCAACCGCUGCAAGCUCAUCACCCGCCGGGACUUCGAGGCGCUGUACCAGGACUGCACCAACGCCAGCUCCAGGCCUGGGAGGCCCCCAAAGCGAUCGCUGGGAGUCGCCAUCCAGGAGAACGCUCGUCUGCUGCCGCACGGGGUCCAGAGCCUCUUGUCUCCCGGACUGAUCUCCCACACAGGGCUCACGGCAGCGGCGAUGGCGGAGGCCAUGAAACUCCAGAAGAUGAAGCUGAUGGCUAUAAGCAGCCUUCACGGGAGUGGCAGCCAGAACGGGACGGAGUCCGAGAACGAAGAACUCAACUCUAACGCAGGUGGAAGCGAAUCCUCGUGGGAUAAGGAGAAGCUCCAGUCUCCGAUCACCACCAGCGGCUCCCAGCAUGCACUGGGACACGUCACCCUGUCCGGACAGUCCGCCAUCGGAGGUGCUCAUCCAUUAAGUCCUCUCCAGCAAAAUCACCUGCUGUCUAACCGAUUAGACCUGCCGUUCAUGGUCAUGCCCCACCCCCUCCUUCCAGUCAGCUUACCGCCUGCAUCCGUUGCCAUGGCAAUGAAUCAAAUGAAUCACCUCAAUACUAUCGCCAACAUGGCCGCGGCGGCUCAGAUGCACAGCCCUCUGUCUAGAGUGGGAGCUUCUGUCAUCAAGAGCUGCAUUCACAAUUCUGCUGGCUGCCACUUGGAAUCUUUAUUCGCUCUUCUGACAGACAAAACCCUAACAAACCAGGAAAGGAUCCAGGACAGCCCCUCCCCCGCCCCCUCCAUAGAGGACGGUCAGCGGCCCGGCAGCCAUGCUUCCUCACACCAGAGCAGUAGCGUCUCCAGCUCGCCCUCCCAACUAGACAACAUAGCUGACCGUGUCAACAUGUUACCCAGAGACGGAGACUUCACCGACCAAGAUACUGGACCUAGCAUAAAGAAGAUGUCAAAGGAGAAAGACGACAUCCAAAUCGCCAUCCCCAUCAUAAAACCGACCUUGGAGAAGGUUCAGCUGGCCGGACAGACCUUACCUCCCGGAUUCCCUGCGCCAUUUCUCUUCGCGGACGGGCUGUCCUCCGUAGAAACCCUUCUCACUAAUAUUCAGGGCCUUCUUAAAGUGGCAGUGGACAAUGCCAGAGUACAAGAGAAGCAGAUCCAGCAGGAAAAGAAAGAGUUAAAGAUGGAGCUGUGCCGGGAGCGAGAGCUGAGAGAGAACCUGGAGCGGCAGCUGACCGCCGAGCUCCAGAGCCGAGCAACAAUUCAGAAGCGCUUGAAAAAAGAGAAGAAAGCGAAGAGAAAAUUACAAGAAGCCCUGGAAUUCGAGUCGAAGCGGCGAGAACAAGUAGAGCAGGCACUUAAACAAGCCACGGCGGGAGACGGCCUCCGGAUGCUGAACGACGCUUGUAUCCCCGAAAUGGAAACAGAGCACAAUGGCUCCCAGCACGACAGCCCGCCCAUGCAAGAAAACAGAGCGUACAUAAAGCCUCCGCUCAUGUACUGAGGGAGAGGACGCCGUCCAGCCAGGAUGCGCAUCACGCGAGGAAUCUUUUCCGCCUUUCGCUGCCUUUGGUAUGAAAGUAAAGAUGGUGAAAAAAACAAAAAAAACAAGCAUGAACGAGGAAGGAUUUCUCUGAGCUGUUCCCGCAGUUGCUGCAU